AAUCUUGACCAAAAAAAGAGAUGACUGUUGCUACAAUAUGUCGAAGCUCAGCUAAGGCAGGUGUUUCCGCGAGAAUUCACUUCAAGUCGGGGGGUUGCAGGUUCUAAAGCAGGGGGGAAUCCAAAGACCACCAGAGCUUCUGUCCAAAGUGGAAAAGCUCACCUGGAGAUGUGCGGCCGCCUUCUCUUCUUCACCCUCCUCACACAAUCUGCCCUGCGAAUUCCCAGCCUACCGUUACGGAUACCUUGCUUCAGUCCCCGUUCUGGCCUACACUACGAAGACGGAAAACAGAUACAGAAACUCCAUAAUCCACCCUGCCGCAUCGACCAUCGCCAAAAGGGUUCAUUGCAAGGCCCACGACAACCUUGGACAAUUAUUGACGGGUCAGCUCAACCUUUCCCCCGGUUUUCAGCGUCGCAUUUUCAUCCAUAUCCUGUUGCGGGACGGAGUGGGCGACGCACCAACCCUCCGGCAAUAUCCUCAUAUCCUCUUCCCCGUCACCUUCAGGGGCCCUGGAACGGGGUGAGGAGAAAAAUAACCCAAGUCAACCAGCUGUCAAAUGAAAGACCAAACGAGACGGCCAAAUGAACCUUGUCCUGCUUGUACACAGCACCUGGCAAGCGGGCGAAUGGUCCGCCCACUCGUCCCGAGCCCACGGGGCGUUCUUAUGCCGUUGAAUCUGAUGCAUCGGU
Colletotrichum acutatum is the source of this 692-nucleotide messenger RNA. RefSeq lists its product as uncharacterized. The transcript has a single exon. Lineage: Eukaryota; Fungi; Ascomycota; Sordariomycetes; Glomerellales; Glomerellaceae. The record is from RefSeq and is a predicted model, not a curated record. Bases 169 to 588 code for a protein of 139 amino acids.